AUGGGGUUAGAUGACGUUAUACAAGCCCAGGUGAAAGAGCUUAGGAAAAAGAGUUGCAUCAUUAAGGCGUCCCUUUUUUUCACUUUGUUGAAGGAUCCAACAGUGGACACUAUAUCGCUCUUGGAAUUCCGCCAAGAAGAGUUGCCACGUUUAAAUCAAAAGUUUGAUGACAUAAGAUUACAGACACAAUUGGAAUUGAUUGUGGUCGAUGAUUUCGAAAAAGAAGAAGAUGAGUGGAAUAAGUUCGAAUUUGAUUAUUUUAAUAUUCGUUCAAAUAUUCAGGAAAUAGUGAAUGCAAGGAAUAGUACCAACAGUAGCUGUCACAACUCAACCUUCAACACGUAA
Messenger RNA from Macrosiphum euphorbiae (potato aphid), 345 nucleotides. NCBI's taxonomy places the organism in Eukaryota, Metazoa, Arthropoda, Insecta, Hemiptera, Aphididae. The record is from the annotation of a GenBank genome assembly.